AUGCUGGCGGCGCCCUGUAACGGACUGGCCGCCGAGAUGGCGCUCAAGAGCGUGGCGGAGAGACUGGAGAACCCGCCAGUGGAGUCGAGCUCCAGGGCGCCGGCCGCCGCGCUGCCCGGUGGAGCCACAUGCACGCGCGCCGACAGAAGAACGCUAUACCGCUACUGCUCUCGCGAACGGAAAACCUCGCGCGAGGAAAGCUCGGACAGCUCCAAGGAGAACAGCUUCCAGAGCGACACCAGCCUCGACUCUGAGGACAGCUGCGUCUCCGUCAUAUACGUGCCGAAACUGGACGCUGAGGUGGAGGCCAAGGAGCGCAGCCGCUCCGCCUCCAGCGAGUCGUCGGACGGCUCCAACGGUAAGGUGUCGCCCAAAUCGCCGCUGACCGGCACCCUGCCCUCCUCGCCCACCCGGCUGCCGUCGGCGCCGAUCCGAAUCAACACCCUCAAGAGCCUUCCCAAGCUGGGCGCGCAGGUCUUGCAGAGCCACCUUCAGGGCCGGUUCCAGUUGAUGGACCCGCCGCUGGGCGUGACGUGGUGA
Messenger RNA from Pollicipes pollicipes, 540 nucleotides. RefSeq lists its product as uncharacterized. The record is from RefSeq and is a predicted model, not a curated record. The transcript is spliced from 2 exons. The coding region runs from base 1 to 540 and encodes 179 amino acids. NCBI's taxonomy places the organism in Eukaryota, Metazoa, Arthropoda, Thecostraca, Pollicipedomorpha, Pollicipedidae.